AUGGUGCAGAAUCAUCUAACAGAUACUCUAGUGAAACCAACUGCUAAAAGAAUAAGAAGGAAAAGACCCACAGAGAGUGGUCCCGAACAUGAGUUGUCGAAAAUUCGUAAGCAAAUUAAAUACUGUUUCAGUCGGAUAAGCUAUCAACAGACUUUUCUUGAAGCAUAUACACGUAAAGGCUGGAAAAAUCAAAGUGUGGAAAAGAUAAGGCCCGAGAAGGAUCUUGAACGGGCCAAGAAGGAUAUCAUGCGGUACAAACUAAAAAUACGAGAAGCUUUCCAGAAUCUUGAUCAUCUUCUAACUGUGGGGAAGCCCGAGGAAUGUUUGCUUGAUUCUGAAGGAAAUAUAUCUUCGGAUGAUAUUUUUUGUGCCACUUGUAGUUUAAAAGAAGAUACAUUGGAUAAUGACAUCAUUCUCUGUGAUGGAGCCUGCAAAAGAGGGUUCCACCAGAAUUGUCUAAACCCUCCUUUACUGACUAAAGAUAUCCCCGAGGGAGAGGAAAAAUGGCAUUGCCCUGCAUGUGUUUGCAAGAUAGACUGUAUAGAAUCAAUAAAUAAAUUCCGAGGGACAUCAGAUCUUUCAAUUAGUGACUCUUGGCAGAAAGUUUUUUCUGAGGCUGCUGCCAUGGCACACGGGCCUAUGCAAAGUGAUGUACCUGAUCUUCCAUCGGACGAUUCAGAAGAUGAUGACUUCGACCCCAAUAUAUCCGAAGAACAUGUGGCUUGUCAUGUGGAAGGAUCAUCAGAAGAGGAUGGGGAUGAAGGUUCAUACUCUGAUGACUCCAAUUCCAUCACCUCUUCUGACAAUUUAGAACAUCUGAAGGAGGGAGAGAAAGUUGAUGACCUUGGAUUACCUUCUGAUGACUCGGAGGACGAUGACUAUGAUCCAGCAGGGCCAGAUUCUGAUGAAGAUAUCAAAGAGAAGCAAGAUGAGUCAGACUUCACAUCGGACUCUGAUGAUUUCUGUGCUGACAUUGUGAAGUCUUGUCAUAUGGAGGAAGUUUCGUCUGGUCAUAAGGCUGGAGAUCAUACUAAUGACUUGGAAGGGGCCCCUGUUGGACCUAACACAUCAAUGUCACAUCUCACAACCAAGGACAUUGAGAUCGACCAGGAUGCGAUUUUACCAUCAAGGAGACGGCAGGUUAAACCAUUGGACUACAAAAAACUUUAUGAUGAUGCUUAUGGGGAAGCACCAUCUGAUUCAAGCGAUGGUGAAGACUGGUCUGGGAAGAGCACACUCAAAGAAGACAGUGAAGAAGAAAAUGAAGUGGAUUCAUUUGUACACAAAAGCUCCGGGAGAACGCGAGAUGUGCAUCGUGACGGUUUUCAUGGUUUUGUAAAUGAUCAACACUCCAGGGGGCUGACCUCUGGUCCUGAAGUGGACCAUGUUGUUUUACCUGUUUCAGCGAGACAGCACAUUCAGUCUCCGGAAAGCGAAAAACUCUACGCUGUACCCUGA
This is a messenger RNA of Triticum urartu, 1458 nucleotides long. Lineage: Eukaryota; Viridiplantae; Streptophyta; Magnoliopsida; Poales; Poaceae. The record is from RefSeq and is a predicted model, not a curated record.